Molecule: messenger RNA, 210 nt
Organism: Parnassius apollo (apollo)
Lineage: Eukaryota; Metazoa; Arthropoda; Insecta; Lepidoptera; Papilionidae
Source: the annotation of a GenBank genome assembly
AUGUCACUUUGCGAUUGGAUGUCAGAAGUAUCUCAAGUUUCAAGGCACCUAAGUGGACAGAAUAUUAUUUUAACAGAAAAUCAAAUUAAUCAAUUGGUAAAUUAUGGUGCCCCUCAGACAAAUGAUGUGCUCAUAAAUGUUUCUACGUUUAUAAGAAUCAAGAAACAGAUUUAUAAACAUAACAUAUUAAAGCUGUUGAUAUACCUAUAG